This is a messenger RNA of Boeremia exigua, 2297 nucleotides long. RefSeq names its product alpha-L-rhamnosidase. The record is from RefSeq and is a predicted model, not a curated record. Gene Ontology annotation, biological process: carbohydrate metabolic process. The transcript has a single exon. NCBI's taxonomy places the organism in Eukaryota, Fungi, Ascomycota, Dothideomycetes, Pleosporales, Didymellaceae. The coding region runs from base 261 to 2297 and encodes 678 amino acids.
GUUCCAGAGAUUCUCCGUACCAAGCAUUCUCCGGAGGAUCUCUACGCGAGAUACGAUGCUGAACAUUGCAGAUCUGACAUCAUUUGUACAGGCGCUAGACAAUUAUGAUUAGAUUUCAUUUGCCCUAUGCCUGUUCCUACGACCCCGCAUUAGCAUACGGACACUUCGGUAACAAUAGGCGGGGACCCCAGUCUCAGCAUAAGGAUAUGUAAUGGCCAAAGGUAUACUAUAGCGACUUCACGUGUUACACCUCAUUCAAAAUGAUCCGUCCUCGAGUUUCCCUUCUCUGCACAUUGUGUCCAAUCUUCCUUCUCGCGUCCGCUACCGCAACGGAGCCAUGGCAUGCUUACAACUACAGUCCAGCGUCACGAACAGUCAGCCCAGUUGCGGUACACUCUCAGUUUGGAAAUGUCUCAACUUACAACGGAACACAUUACCUGGCACCUGGUAGCCGUAUUAGCCUUGAUUUCGGCGUCGAGGUUGGAGGUUGGAUCAGUUUUGGAGCCAGCACCGUCGACUCCACAAACGCUUCUACACCGCACCUAUCACUAGCAUUUGCAGAAUCUCCAGCAUUCGUGCGCGCCAUCUCCGACGAUACCGGCGCAGCUAUCACUCAGGAUUGGGAUCAAGCUCUCAAUGUCACACUUCCUAGAAGUACAGUACUCUAUACAACGCCGAAAGAGAGAUUCCGCGGGGGGUUUCGAUUCCUGACAAUCAACGCUCUUGCGCACGUCCGAGUCUCCAAUGUCACAUGCGCAAUUGGCUUCGCGCCAAACACGCCGGAUUUGCGCAACUAUGGCGGGCACUUCUACACGCCCGACGACGAUCUGCUUGUCAGGACCUGGUAUGCUGGCGCCUACACGGUGCAGACCAACAUUGCCCCCAAAGACACCGGACGCUGGCUCCCGCAAGUCCGACCGGGCUGGGCUUACAACAACACCAUCGGAGUAAGCGGUCCGAUUCUCGUUGACGGCGCGAAGAGGGACCGAGCCAUCUGGCCCGGUGAUCUGGGAAUCCAAGGCACGACAGCCUUCCUUGCGCUUGGCGCUGAUGGAUUGGAGUCGGUCUACCAUGCGUUGGAGACGCUGUUCUACUACCAGAACUCCACAACCGGGCGCUUCCCCUUUGCUGGUCCGGCGACUGGAAGUUUCAGAAACGGAGCCGAGAGCGACACAUACCACGCGUGGAGUCUGAUCGCUAUGUAUAACUUUGCCACCUGGACGUCAGACGCGGAGUGGGUGGAAACACACUGGGCGAACAUGACGCGAGGACUGGACUUCAUCCUCCGCGGCCUCAACAACUCCGUCGGCUUGCACCAGCAGACCCGGGCAAACGACUGGGCGCGCCAGGGCGGCGGGGGCUACAACAGCGCACUGAACGCCCUCGACUACCACGCCCUAGCCUCGUUCGCCAGCCUCGCCUCCUCCCUCGCCCCAGACACUUCCAACACCACAAACUCCACCUCCCCCCUCCACGCCCAAGCAUCCACAUGGUCCACCGCCGCCGCCCGCCUGAAAUCCGCCUACAACACGCUCCUCUGGGACGCCCCCACCAACCUCUACCGCGACAACACGACCACCGCCCUCUCCCCACAAGACGGCAACGCCCUAGCCCUGCUCUACAACCUCACCACCAGCGCCUCCCAAUCCACCGCCCUCUCCUCAGCCCUCACCGCCUUCCACGGCCCCAUCGGCCCCCUCACCCCGGAACUCCCGGACACAAUCUCCCCCUUCAUAUCCUCGAUCGAAGUCCUCGCGCACUUGGCCGCGGGGCGGCCCGCGCGCGCCCUCGCCCUCACCCGCUCGCUGUGGGCGUAUCUGCUCGACUCGCCGCUGAUGACGGGCAGCACGCUGGCCGAGGGGCUGGCCGCGAACGGGUCGCUGUACUACCGCGGGAACGCGGGGUACAAGAGCGAUGCGGCGUAUACGUCGCUGGCGCAUGGGUGGUCGACUGGGCCGACGGUGGGGCUGACGGGGGGCGUUGGCGGGUUGGAGAUUGUGGGGUGGAGGGCGUGGCGGUUUAGGCCGUUGAGUGAUGGGGUCGUGAGGAGUGUGGAUGUGGGGUUUGAGAGUCCGAUGGGUCGGUUUGGGGUUAGGUGGCGGAUAGAGGAGGGGUAUGGGGGGUUUGGGUUUGAGGCGAGGGUUGAGACGCCGGAGGGGUUGAAGGGAGUGGUUGAGUUGGCGUGGGAGUGCGAUGUUUUGAAGGUGGAUGGCGAGGUGUAUGGAGGGGAGGUGGUGGAAGGGGGUGGAGAGAAGACGGUCACGGCGAGUGGGUGUGCAUGGGGUGAAGAGGAUUGA